GUGCAUCCAGAUUCCAGGAGGUCGAUUCUGUACUAGGCGCAAUAGAAUAGCGUCUGACGCAAACUCGACAUAGCGCUGUAUUCAAAAUCGUCGCUAUUUUUGACAAAUAUCCGAAGGGGUUAUAGUCUCCCUGAAGAGACAUAUCAAUAAGACCUAUAGAGAAUCGUCACCACCAUUCAGGCGACUUUGGCGCGAAAAAGUUUUAGACGCAUAGCUGCUCUACUUCGUGAGAUGCGCCUAGUCAUGCAAAAAAUGGAUCCUGAUCAAUAUUUUGAAGUAAGAAGAACAAAUUACCUGUCAAAGUCGAUCACAUACUGAUGUGGGGUCGCUGAUGAAUCAACAUUAAAAAGAGCGUAUGCAGUGUACCCACAAAGGUACCAGUUUUGUAAUUAAAUUUUCGAAAUGUCUGGGAAGAUAUAAUCCAUGCAUAGCAGGUUCCAAUUAUUAUAGGCAAUCUGAAAUAUCACUUUUCACAUUCACAUGAGUUUGUCCGUGUUAUAUUGCCAAAAAUUCUAUAAAAUAUGCACUCAGCAGUCAAAUCUAAUAUAUCUUAUCAAUGCUGUAUUACGAACUGAAUCUGAAGUGCAUACACACCUGCAAUGUGUAGAAAAGUACGAGCAUAUAUGAAUGUUCCACUCUCUCCAUCCACGUGCAUUACUUCGUACUAUUCAACAAGUUCAUGUAGGGUUAAGAGGUAUGGGAGAUUACCGAGACUUGGGAUUAUUGUAUUAUGACGAUAACUUGGACUACGAAUAUCAGUCGCGCCAUCAAGAACAAGAUUUGUUCACUUCUUACGAAAAUACGGACUACGUGUACGAAGAUGAAUACGACUAUCAAAUAAACGAAGACCAAGGCCUGAGAAAUAUUUACAACCGUUGUGUAUACCCUACACUAUUCGAUGCUUGCAAUUACUUAAUUCCAUUGCUGAUAGCUUCCAUCAUAUUCCAGAGUGUAACCCAAUCUAGUUACACACCGCAACGAGGCUUCCAUAUAAUUUCUGCAGUCAUUGGAUUAUAUGUUGUACAGCUGUAUGCAGCCGAAUGUUUGUACUUGUUGAUCACCUUGAUUACACUAUCGUACCUGAUUUUUUGUGUGCCUGGUCGUUAUCGGAGAAGGCUAGCUAUCAGUUUGUUAUGCCUUGGUGUAAUUCUGUACGGUGAAAGAUGGAUGAAACCAGCAUUCUGGCACAAAAUACGUGGUGUUACCAUGAUCGCUUCUAUGAAGGCGGUUAGCGUCGUAAUGGAAUCUGACACCUUUCCAUUGCCGAGUUUCCUGGAAUACAUUGGAUAUAUGUUAUGCCCAGCCACCUGCCUUUUCGGGCCCUGGGUUUCCUACAAAGAUUAUGCCACCCUGUAUCGCGUCAACCAGUGGAGUGUACGGAAGAUUCUUAUAGCUCUUGGAUAUUUAACACUUGCUUUUGCACUUCUAAGCAUAUCGAAUUGCUGGGCUGAAUGGAUUUUUCCUGAUUCCACAUGGAGAUGGAUUGUGGCAUACAGGGAAGCUUUGUGCUUCCGAACUUCGCACUACUUCAUAUCCUAUACAUCUGGGGGUUUGGCUUUGCUAGGAGGCUUCUCCUUGACUACAGCCAGUGUAACAAAGCCUGGGUCAGUCGAGCUACCGCACUCUCUCGUACAGGUCGUUGUUAAUUGGAAUAUCCCCAUGCAUAAUUGGCUGAAAACAUAUGUAUUUCGACGCAGCCGUGAACAUUUUGGUCAGUUUGGAGCAGUCUUCCUUACCUAUGCAGUCAGUUCUCUCCUCCACGGUUUCAACUUCCAACUAGCUGCUGUGCUUCUAAGCCUUGGGUUCUACACAUACGUCGAAUAUCAGUUAAGGCAGGAACUUGCUCGUGCUUUUGAUGCUUGUAUUACUGCUAGACGUUGCGGCGACCACAAAUGUAUACACAAACGAACCACAGCUAAUUGCUGGUGGGUUCGGGUUAUAAAUAUUUUAUUCUCUGCCCUCGCCAUGUUUCAUCUGGCUUACUUGGGACUGAUGUUCGAUACCUCUGAACAACAAGAGACGGGAUAUAGUUACUCGCAUGCAAUGGAGAAGUGGUCGAGUCUCAACUUUGCUAGCCACUGGGUCGUACUUGCCACAUAUUUCGCCUAUUUUAUGAUUAAAUAAUGAAUGAUAUCUCUGUUUCAUCUGUGUAUGAACUUUCGAAAAAAUAGGAACAACUUACCCCUUCAAGGUUGCCGAACAUAACGACUUUGCCAUUGCCAGGACUAUGUGUAUGUAUACGUACAUGUAUACCAUUUUAAGCACUUAUUUUAAACUGUUAUUACGAAGCAAAUAUCAAAUAUAUCAGGGAGUUAAGUAUAGUUUUUGAAUUCCUUAAUUUCAGGAAAAUAACCAUUGCGAUGAUUUAUUCAUAUUUGUAAUUACAAAUAUCUUAUCGUUAUUCAUAAGUUAACGCUGUUUCUGUAAAUAUUACAGCUGCGCGAACAACACAACAUUGAUAAAAUAUUUGUGAAGUUGACACCGACCUGGGAUUUUAUAUUUUCUAAAAUAGCCGUACUCUAUCCUAUAGACAGCUUGUAUUUUAUACUCUUAAAUAAAUUUUUACGCUUUGACAAAAAAAAAAAUAUUUAUUCUAAGCUAAUGCAUUGAUAUCUUAUAUCAUCCAAUGUCAUGUGACGUAUCCUUUCAAUUAUUCCUUGCAGAAAUAAAUUGAUAUAUCUCUACAAAGAAUCCACUGCAAUGUGAUACCUAAUUGAUAGAAAAAUACAUGUUUCGAAUGUUAUGGAUAAUAAUACAGCAGGCGAAUGAUAACCGUGACUUAAAUUUCGAGUUCCAAUAAAUUUGGGGGCUUUGUACUUAUGCAUAAGAAAGUGGUACGACGUGAAAUGAAAACGUUGGUACCGGGUUAAAAUGAAAUGUAAUA
Messenger RNA from Neodiprion fabricii, 2884 nucleotides. RefSeq names its product protein-serine O-palmitoleoyltransferase porcupine (gene por). Gene Ontology annotation, molecular function: Wnt-protein binding; palmitoleoyltransferase activity. The record is from RefSeq and is a predicted model, not a curated record. Bases 628 to 2124 code for a protein of 498 amino acids. The transcript has 7 exons. NCBI's taxonomy places the organism in Eukaryota, Metazoa, Arthropoda, Insecta, Hymenoptera, Diprionidae. Gene Ontology annotation, cellular component: endoplasmic reticulum; membrane. Gene Ontology annotation, biological process: protein palmitoylation; Wnt protein secretion; lipid modification.